This is a messenger RNA of Alosa sapidissima (American shad), 4222 nucleotides long. RefSeq names its product zinc finger protein 585B-like. Gene Ontology annotation, cellular component: shelterin complex. NCBI's taxonomy places the organism in Eukaryota, Metazoa, Chordata, Actinopteri, Clupeiformes, Clupeidae. The record is from RefSeq and is a predicted model, not a curated record. Gene Ontology annotation, molecular function: telomeric repeat DNA binding. Gene Ontology annotation, biological process: telomere capping; regulation of telomere maintenance via telomere lengthening. The transcript has 9 exons. The coding region runs from base 98 to 3298 and encodes 1066 amino acids.
UGUAGGGCCAAAAUUGAAAUAACUAAGAACGGACGUGUCUGCAUGUCCAUAUACUUUGCUUUAAAAUAUAGAUGGUAGAUUGGUAGAAAGUUGCGAAAUGCAACCACAAUGUAUAGAGAAAGAAGAGUCAAGCCCCCACUCGUCAGUCCUUCGCCUGCUGACAUCCCCUCUCCGACUGCUCUGCGCAUCCAUUUGGCAAGUUGUCCAGGAGAAGGAUGUGUUGAAUUAUGGGAUGUUGGAAGAAUUUGUCACCUUAAUUACCGAGUCGGUCCCCGAGGUGUUAAGUCAUAGACAGAGGGCCCAGCUCCUCCUUGGGUUGCGAGCAAAGGUGGUCCUUGAGGUGUGCCGUUCUGAGAGCUCGGCUGACACGGAAACCAUCCAAUAUCACCUGGAAAGAAUCAGAAUACCUGCUGCUCUUCUUGCUGAGUCUUCGAUAAGAGAUGUGGAUGUUGAAACAUCAGAAUCUAAUUUCUUAGCCCUUGUGGAUAUUCUGCUGAAUGACCCUGUUGAAAGGGAUGUCUUCUUUCAGGAGGUGUUCCCAGUGGAGUACGGUCCAAAGUUUGACCUUGCAUUGCAGAGAUUGAUCUGGAUAUUUGUCUCCAGACUUGAGGAGGUUCUUCGUGUCCCUAGCAUUCAUGAGGUAGCUUCCAUGUUAAGUCUGGCUCCUUCUAUCAUGGAGGAAUGCUUUCAAGCCCUUUCACAUCCUCAGGAAUUGCUGAACUCUCUCAACCAUCACAAAAAUCAUGCAGAUAUACAAAUCAAGGCUAUUUUACCAGAGCAGCCCUCUACAGAUGAUGACUGCAUCUUCUCCUGUCUCUCACAUCCCCCUUUGGUGCGAGUAGUACUGGACCCCGAGCGCAAAGUCUCUGAAAUUGAAUUGGAGCCCUCGUACUGUGAGGAGGUCUCUGUCGAAUGUGAAGAAGUGAGUGCUCCAGCCACUGAGGAUGUCAAGUCUGAUGAACCAAUGAGCACUGGCAGUGAUGCAGAGGACAGGACCGAGGAGUCAGCGGAAUCCGCUAACUGCCAGCGUGACGGUGCGAACGUGGACAGCGAGCACCAUGAGAGGUCGGUUUGUGAGGAAGCAAAGGUCGUUCCACCCAAGGAGAUGCCGACACCUGCUGAAGAACUGGAAGAGCCCUCAAGCUCUGAGAAGGCCACCAGCAAAGGCAUUGGGUUCAUCAACGAAGACGGAACAGUGGACUACACUGGUAGAGCGACGGUUGAGGACAGACCAGAGGGGAGUGAGAUGACCGAAGACGGGGCGGGGAUCCUGAGGAGCACUGAGGCGCAGCCUGAAGAGCUGCUCAGCAAGCCUGUCCACUGCUCCAGUCAGACCGUAUCUACACAGGGAGCCAGGGUCAUUUAUCUGCUACGCCAGCCCACUGUUAAGCUUGAGAGAAUCAACAUCACAGGCAAACCUUUGCCACCACCUCUCCCAAGACAGAGUGGCAGGGUUCGGAAGAAAAGACUUCAGUUGGUCUGGAGAAAAAAUAGGAGUCCUGAGAUCGUUUGGGUAGAUUCACAAGAUGAGCCUGAUCCAAAGAAUGUGAGCUCUGCUAUGAUUCCAAGAACAGACAAAUCAGAUUGCGGUGUGAAGCCACCAGCUGUGGUCUUCGCCUGCUCCAAGUGCUCUUUCCAAGAUGUCACCGGAGUUAUCCUGGAGCAGCACCUCAGGAAGAGUCACCCAAAUGAGUUCAGCAGGCUCCGGUCAGCAGGCAUUGUCCAGACAAGCGGACCUGAGUCUCCAGCCAAACAAACUGAUGUUUCAGUCCGUCAAACCCAGCCUGCCAAAAUAGGCCAGAUGUUCAAGGCACGGCCCGUUGGCGCCAGGACUGUCUCGGACAUCGGUCGGUAUCUGCAGGACCACUCAACGGAGCUGCAGGACCACUCAACGGAGGGAUUGUGCUGUUGCUCCGGCUGUGGGAAGUGCUUCCAGCACCACCAUGACUUGGAAAGACACAUGUCUGAGUGCGGAGUAAUCGUUGUCCCACAACUAAAUCAGACUCCGGGGUCUGGGGAGAGCAGCAAUAAGCCAGAGUCCACCGGUCUAAAUGAGGAAAUAACUGAAGUGCAAGGUGAUGUCAAGAAGCUCAAGCAAAACUCUGGGAUAUCACUUAAGGAAGAUAAGGUGGAAGGACAUGUUGACACUUAUUUUCAGGAAUAUCCAAACCUUUGUGACAAAAGUUCUGAACAUGCAAGUGAUAGUACCCAGGACCAAAGGGCUGGUACUGCAGGAUCAGAUUCAACUCUUCCACCAGAGUGCAGAAGAACAAAAAUAUGCCCUGCAUGUGGGAAAACCUACACCCGAGCCUUCCAAAUGAGACAACAUUAUUUGAAGAAGCACCAAAAAAACACCUCUAAUGCUGACUCCCUCCAACGCCUUCAGUGUGGCCGGAAGUUCUCAGACGCCAGUAAGUUGACCAGGCACAAGCGGGUCCGUUCGCUGGUGUCCAUGAAGUGCACCAUGUGUGAGGACACUUUCACUGAGCUGGCAAGCCUCCAGCAGCACUUCCUGAAAGCUCACAGUCACAACAUCAAGAAUGCCUCCCAGGGCUCUCCCUGUGAGGAGAGCUUUACCAAAAUCUUGCCUCAGCAUCAGUCCACAAACACUAGCAAGCAUCCUUACCCAUGCUCACUCUGUCCCGAGAGUUUUUUGAAGCCCCACCUACUGGCCAGGCAUUUACGCACUCAUGGCGUUGGCUUUGAACACAAGAAGGCUGAACUGGACCCCCAACACCUGUGCCACCAGUGUGGCGAGCGCUUCUGCACGGCUGUAGUGUUGCGUAAGCACGAGAUGACCCAUGGGGAGGAGAGGCCGUACAUUUGCGAUCGCUGCGGCAAGGCCUUCAAGGGCCAGGAGAACCUGAGCAUGCACAUGGGAACGCACAGCGAGCCCCACGAGCGCACACGAUACCGCUGCUCUGACUGCGGCAAGGUCCUCAUCAGCCGGAAAAAUGUGAUGCGGCACCGCCUCAUGCACUCGGGAGAGAGACCACACCAGUGCGUCCAGUGCAAGAAGAGCUUCCUGUCCCACGACGAGUUGCAGAAGCACAUGCGCUACCAUGCGGACAAGCCGUUCAAGUGUGAAGAGUGUGGCAAAUGUUACGUCCAGUCGAGCUACCUAAGGGAGCACAUGCACACACACGCGCGUGAGAGGCCUUUUGCCUGCUCAGUGUGUGACAAGCGUUUCAUGCACCGCAGCAGCCGGAAGCGACACAUGCGCAUCCACCACACAGGGGAGUCAGGCCUCCAACCUGAGAAACCUGUUGACUCCUCACCUCAAACAAUGCACGACUGACUGACUGACUGACUGACUGACUGGCUGGCUUGCAGUGCAGUCAAUAUGCACUUUUGAUGCCACCAACCAUAUUUGCUCUGUACAGUCUAGCUAUUUGAAAUUGCUAGCCACCGCUGUAGCACACAGCCAUGGUAGAUUACUGUACCUGCUACUUUACUCUUUGUUCUUCCCUAUUUUCUACAAGGAAUUUUCUUCAUCCGGUUGUGUAGUACAGUGUUUCUUAGUUUAAAAAGAAAAAACAAAAAAACCUAUUAAAAAUGCUACCUUAUCAGAUCUAAUAUUGGACCUUUAUGUUGAGAGACUAUAUUUGCUGGCACAUGAGAGAAAAUGCCACAUGGUAUCAAAGCACCCCUGUCAAAGAAAAACAUAAAAAAGCACCCCUGUCAAAGAAAAACCUGUCAAGUACUUCACAAAUAUAUGGCCAAACAUCAGCAUGCUCCAAACAAGUGGGCCUACAGGCACUUUGCGUGUCUUACCAUGUAGCUCACCGCAUACGUUGGCUUGAUCGCAAAAAAAAUAUAUAUGCCUAUGGGUCGUGACUUAAUGAACAUGGGAAAUUGUGGGGCCCAAAGCCAGACCAGUUAAGAACCACUGGUGUAGUGUGUAUAUAUGUCAUAUUGCACAGUGCAUGCGGUAUUUUGUUUAGUGUUUUGUGUGGGCUGUGUUUACUGUAUUUAUACUCUUGCUAACCCCUCUUGGCCAGGCCAUUGAAAAUAAUAGCCAAUCCUCUAUUGACUUUACCUGCUGACAUCAAGGUUAAAAAAAGACGUGUGUGGAGGAUGUACAGUAUAUGAAAUGUCGUCAUGUAAAAUAUUCUGUUACUCUAGCCCACAUAAUAGACAUGUAAAUGAAAGAAUUUGUACAUUUUAUUAAAAUAUCCUUGCACUUAACAUAUUCAAACAAAUGCAACUUAUACAUUAUUAA